AUGCAGCCGGGACGCAAUAACAUGCGACCACUCAAGAUCGUCGUUGUGGGGGACGGAACAGUCGGGAAGACCUGUUUAUUGAUAACGUAUACUUCCGGGAGUUUCCCGGACGGACCAUACAUUCCUACCGUAUUCGAUAACUACGCGGGGACGCAUGAACUUCGUGGUGAAACAAUCAACGUCAAUUUAUGGGACACUGCCGGCCAGGAGGAUUACGAGAGACUACGGCCUCUAUCUUAUCCAGGGACGGACGCAUUCAUCCUCUGCUUCAGCGUGAGCUCAAAAACGUCACAUGACAACGUCAUCCACAAAUGGUUCCCAGAGGUUCGGCACCACUGCAGGGGUGUGCCCUUCAUACUCGUGGGCACUAAAAACGACCUUCGAACCUCGCUGAAACACCGUUCGACAGAGAGUCUGAACUUGGAACGAUCUGAGAUGGAAUUUGUCGACCGACGCACUGCCAAGAGGACGGCUAAAAAACUCGGAGCUCGAUGCUACGUAGAGUGUUCGUCCAAAGAGCUCCAGGGUGUACAUGAGGUAUUCGAGCAGGCCAUUUUGUCCGCGAUUGAACCGCCACCUGUUAAGAAACGAUGUACGAUCCUGUGAAGCCGUAUCGCUCACGCGGUCUCAUCCUCCUCGUCAGAGCAUCCAAAAAGCACAAAAAGAUGAGCAGGAUCAGGACACGCGGAAACUAGGCAUGAAUUCGGAGUCAACUGGACGAGAGGCGGAAAGAAUCAGAAUCUAGGCGCAUUGCUCUUUCGACUUGAUUGAUGUCUCGGACCCGGAAAGUCUCCGGAAAUUCCCAAUUGUGUUCUCAUAAAGACUGUGAUGAUCUGAGUGGGUCCGCCUCUGUUGAAUGAAAUCGAUACUGUAGAAAGACGAGGAAUAAAUGA
Galendromus occidentalis (western predatory mite) is the source of this 893-nucleotide messenger RNA. RefSeq names its product cell division control protein 42 homolog. The transcript has 6 exons. Gene Ontology annotation, molecular function: GTP binding; GTPase activity. Gene Ontology annotation, biological process: small GTPase-mediated signal transduction. Bases 1 to 606 code for a protein of 201 amino acids. NCBI's taxonomy places the organism in Eukaryota, Metazoa, Arthropoda, Arachnida, Mesostigmata, Phytoseiidae. The record is from RefSeq and is a predicted model, not a curated record.